CCCCCCGCCCCCGCCCGCCUCUGCUCCCGCAGCGCGAGUGUGUCCGCCUCGCUCACUGUGCGUGGAGAUUAGGUCCCAGGCAGGCAGUCCGCGAGCUCCAGCAGCCGGCCGCCGCCACCGCCGCCAGCAGCAGCUACCGCGAGCAGCGCCGCGGCGGAACCGGGCGCAGGGGAGCGAGCCCGGCCCCGCCAGCCCAGCCCAGUCCGGCCCGACUCCCUCCCCACGCCGGGGCAGGAGCAGCAGCCGCCACCGCCGCCCCGAGAGAAGGUGGAGGAAGAAAUCCAGCUUGUAGCACGCGCGCACCAUCAUGGACCAUUAUGAUUCCCAGCAAACCAACGACUACAUGCAGCCCGAAGAGGACUGGGAUCGAGACCUGCUCCUGGACCCGGCCUGGGAGAAGCAGCAGAGAAAGACGUUCACGGCAUGGUGCAACUCCCACCUUCGCAAGGCGGGGACGCAGAUCGAGAACAUCGAGGAGGACUUCCGGGACGGACUAAAGCUCAUGCUGCUGCUGGAGGUCAUCUCAGGGGAGCGCUUGGCCAAGCCGGAGAGAGGCAAAAUGAGAGUGCACAAGAUCUCCAACGUCAACAAGGCCCUGGAUUUCAUCGCCAGCAAGGGAGUCAAGCUCGUGUCCAUUGGAGCUGAAGAAAUCGUGGAUGGGAACGUGAAAAUGACCCUGGGCAUGAUCUGGACCAUCAUCCUCCGCUUCGCCAUCCAGGACAUCUCUGUGGAAGAGACUUCCGCGAAGGAGGGGCUGCUCUUGUGGUGUCAGAGAAAGACCGCCCCUUACAAAAACGUCAACAUCCAGAACUUCCACAUAAGCUGGAAGGACGGCCUCGGCUUCUGUGCCUUGAUCCACCGACACCGGCCUGAGCUGAUUGACUAUGGGAAGCUGCGGAAGGACGACCCACUCACAAAUCUGAACACAGCCUUUGAUGUGGCAGAGAAGUACCUGGACAUCCCCAAGAUGCUGGAUGCUGAAGACAUCGUCGGAACCGCCCGACCGGAUGAGAAAGCCAUCAUGACUUACGUGUCCAGCUUCUACCAUGCCUUCUCUGGAGCCCAGAAGGCGGAGACAGCAGCCAAUCGCAUCUGCAAGGUGUUGGCCGUCAACCAGGAGAACGAGCAGCUUAUGGAAGACUAUGAGAAGCUGGCCAGCGAUCUGCUGGAGUGGAUCCGCCGCACCAUCCCGUGGCUGGAGAACCGGGCGCCGGAGAACACCAUGCAUGCCAUGCAGCAGAAGCUGGAGGACUUCCGGGACUACCGGCGUCUGCACAAGCCACCCAAGGUGCAGGAGAAGUGCCAGCUGGAGAUCAACUUCAACACACUGCAGACCAAGCUGCGCCUCAGCAACCGGCCCGCCUUCAUGCCCUCCGAGGGCAGGAUGGUCUCGGACAUCAACAAUGCCUGGGGCUGCCUAGAGCAGGCAGAGAAGGGCUAUGAGGAGUGGCUGCUGAACGAGAUCCGGAGGCUGGAGCGGCUCGACCACCUGGCAGAGAAAUUCCGGCAGAAAGCCUCCAUCCACGAGGCCUGGACGGACGGCAAAGAGGCUAUGCUACGGCAGAAGGAUUACGAGACCGCCACUCUCUCGGAGAUCAAGGCCCUGCUCAAGAAGCAUGAGGCCUUUGAGAGUGACCUCGCCGCCCACCAGGACCGCGUGGAGCAAAUUGCCGCCAUCGCACAGGAACUCAAUGAGCUGGACUAUUACGACUCACCCAGUGUCAACGCCCGGUGCCAAAAGAUCUGUGACCAGUGGGACAAUCUGGGAGCCCUGACCCAGAAGCGGAGGGAAGCUCUGGAGCGGACAGAGAAACUGCUGGAGACCAUUGACCAGCUGUACCUGGAGUAUGCCAAGCGGGCUGCACCCUUCAACAACUGGAUGGAGGGGGCCAUGGAGGAUCUGCAGGACACCUUCAUCGUGCACACCAUCGAGGAGAUCCAGGGACUGACCACAGCCCACGAGCAGUUCAAGGCCACCCUCCCUGAUGCCGACAAGGAACGCCUGGCCAUCCUGGGUAUCCACAACGAGGUGUCCAAGAUUGUCCAGACCUACCACGUCAACAUGGCGGGCACCAACCCCUACACAACCAUCACUCCUCAGGAGAUCAAUAGCAAGUGGGACCACGUGCGGCAGUUGGUGCCACGGAGGGACCAGGCCCUGACGGAGGAGCAUGCCCGCCAGCAGCACAACGAGAGACUACGCAAGCAGUUCGCGGCCCAGGCCAAUGUCAUCGGGCCCUGGAUUCAGACCAAGAUGGAGGAGAUUGGGCGGAUCUCCAUUGAGAUGCACGGGACCCUGGAGGACCAGCUCAGCCACCUGCGGCAGUAUGAGAAGAGCAUCGUCAACUACAAGCCCAAGAUCGACCAACUGGAGGGCGACCACCAGCUCAUCCAGGAGGCUCUCAUCUUCGACAACAAGCACACUAACUACACCAUGGAGCACAUCCGUGUGGGCUGGGAGCAGCUCCUCACCACCAUCGCCAGGACCAUCAAUGAGGUGGAGAAUCAGAUCCUGACCCGAGAUGCCAAAGGCAUCAGCCAGGAGCAGAUGAACGAGUUCCGAGCUUCCUUCAACCACUUUGACCGGGAUCACUCCGGCACGCUGGGUCCCGAGGAGUUCAAAGCCUGCCUCAUCAGCUUGGGUUAUGAUAUUGGCAACGACCCCCAGAAGAAGACAGGCAUGAUGGACACGGAUGAUUUCCGCGCCUGCCUUAUCUCCAUGGGUUACAACAUGGGAGAGGCAGAAUUUGCCCGCAUCAUGAGCAUUGUGGACCCCAACCGCCUGGGGGUAGUGACGUUCCAGGCCUUCAUCGAUUUUAUGUCUCGGGAGACGGCCGACACGGACACAGCAGACCAAGUCAUGGCCUCCUUCAAGAUCCUGGCUGGGGACAAGAACUACAUCACGGUGGACGAGCUGCGCCGAGAGCUGCCGCCGGAUCAGGCGGAGUACUGCAUCGCCCGGAUGGCCCCCUACACCGGCCCCGACGCCGUGCCCGGUGCUCUGGACUACAUGUCCUUCUCCACGGCGCUGUACGGCGAGAGCGACCUCUAACCCGCCGGCCCCGGCCAGCGCCCUCGCCCUGCCCGCUGUGCGCCCCCCCCCCGCCCCCCCCCCCCCCCCCCCCCCCCCCGCCCGCCACCCCAGCCCGGGUUUGGUCUCCUCGCGCAGCCUCGAACCCUCGAACCGGGCGAGCCGGGACCCACGUGGCGUCGAGCCGCCCUGCCCGCAAAGUGACAGUUUACAAAAUUAUUUUCUGCAAAAAAAAGAAAAAAAAAAGUUACAUUAAAAAAAGUAAAAACAAAAAACAAAAAAAAAAACACCAAAAAACCACAUAUUUUAUUAUAGAAAAAGUAUUUUUUUCUCCACCAGACUUCAAUGGAAAAGAGGAAAAAUUAACUGUUUGCACCGAAAUGUUUUUUGUUGUGACAUAGGAAAAUAACCAAGCACAAUGUUAUAUUCCAUACUUUUUAUCGAUUUUUUUUUUCCUCUCUGUAUCAUCUGCUGUAUUCAUUUCGCCAAUCUCAUGUCCACCUUGAUGUGGGAGUGGGGGUGGGGGGUGGGGGUGGGGGGACCUUGUCAAAAGGCACAUUGGUGCAUGUGUGUUUGCUAGCUCACUUGUCCAUGAAAAUAUUUUAUGAUAUUAAAGAAAAUCUUUUGAAAUGGCUGUUUUCUAAGGAAGAGAAUUUAUGUGGCUUGUCUCCUCGUUUUUAAGUCCAGAAGUGUGGUUAGGUUCUUUAUCAGCACACACUAUUUUCCCUUUAAUUUUAAUAUUGCCUAUUAAAAAUGGUCAGAACAAGAUCGGAGAGUGUGGACAACUUUGGUAUUGCUUGUCACACACCAUAUUAAAGCGACAGCGUUCCCAUGACCGCCUUUUGCUUGCUCCUUGCUUACUGUUUUCCAGAAGUGUGUGUGUGGGGUCAAGGAUGAUGGGGGCCACCUGUACCCAACCUUAAUAUGUUUAUGACCUUGGCAUAGUCAAUCCAAGAGUUGGAUACUUUACUGAAAGAGCCACCCAGGCGACCCCCUUUAUUUUAAAAAAGAAAAGGUGGUUUCCUCAGAAGGCUCCUGUGAGUUGAGAAUAAGGUCACAGAUGUGACCCAUUAAAGGAAGGGGCCGUUUAAUGAUAAGUCCUACCUUUGUUUUCUGUGGCAUGAAACAGCUCUGUGACAUCUCUGUGCCCCCCUUCCUUGUAUCUUUGCUACAAGGGAACGCACUGAGGUCUCAAUAACCCUUCCCACCCCUUGCUAUUCAAAAUGUUCCACAGACAACAGCUGUCCAGCAUCACCUGGGAGCUUGCUGGAAAUACAGAGUCCCAGGCCCCACCCCAGACUUUCAGACUCAGAAUCUGCAUUUUUUUUAAUGUUUAUUUAUUUUUGAAAGAGUACAAACAGGGGAGGGGCAGAGAGAGAGGGAGACACAGAAUCCGAAGCAGGCUCCCGGCUCUGAGCUGUCAGCACAGAUCCCAAUGUGGGGCUCGAACCCACGAACUGUGAGAUCAUGACCUGAGCCAAAGUCGGACGCUUAACUGACUGAGCCAUGCAGGCACCCCAUAGUCUGCAUUUUAACAAGAUCUCCAGGGGAUCUGUGUGCACUGCUCUGGCUUCUGUAGUUUUUUCUCCUUACCUGUCUCUCCUCCCUGAGGCUUUUACUUCAAGUACAGGGAGUAAAGACAAUUAGUGAUCAUACCAGUAAUAACAGUGCAGUAGACUGCCAUUUCCCAAAUGGGUAAACUGCACUACAGUUCCCUUAUCUGUUAAGUGGGAAUAAUAGUGCUUUUGGAAAGCCAUCGCGGUAACACAUAGAGCUCCAAGAAUAUUAGAACAUUUUGGAAUACUCACUUCCCAGGGAAGGAGGCAAGAAGGCCAUUCAGAAGGAAGGACCUGGGGUAGAGGUUGGCAUUUGCUUUGGGAAACAUUCCUGUCAGUGUUACCACUGGCUGGUAAAAAGUCCAGAAAAUGCUCAGCGUCGGUCCGCUGUGGGUAUAGCUGCACGGGGAGAGCCGUGGAACAAGGCCAGAGGCUGGUCUCUGAAGGUCAGAGUCCUUUGAGAGAGGCCAAUACAUAAGAUGGCUUCUUUUAGCUAUUUAUACGCAAGUCUAACCAAGGGUACAGUGGGACAGGAGUUGAAGAGAAGGGGAAAUCGUUCCAACCAGAAAGUUUCCUAAACCUGGGGUGCAAGCACUUUACCAUACCACAGUUUCCAGAGGUACAAUCAAUCAACCUUUUCACUGCUUGCUUUAAAAAAGAAAUUGUGUAAGAGUCCUUUCAAUGCAAGUAUGCUUACUGAGUUAUUCCACAUCCUUUAGAGAAAUUCCCUUAUUUGAUUUUUUCAAUAUUCAAGCGUGCUUGUAUGUGGGCAAAUGACUAUAGUUACUUUAAAUGUUCAAUCUGUUAAAGAGAUAAAAAUUUUAAAACCUGUUUCUUAAGCUUUCUAGGUCACCACACUUGUCUUAAUAUAUUGACAAUAUGAUUUUUUCUGUAAAAGUAAAAACACUCUUGCUUGUCCUAAUCAUUCAUACAUCUUAAGUUAACCACCCACAAACAACCCCGUUUAAAUUUCCCAGAAUAAUUAAGUUCCUUUAAAUAUUUUAAACAUAUUUACGAAUUUUCAUUCUUUCCAGUACAUCAGACUCCCACCAAGGCAAAUUCAAAUUGAAGCAGCAAAGUCUUAGCACAAAGCAGUUGAAGUAUUAUAAAUGUAAAUCAAGUUCUCUGGAGCAGUGCAAAGCUGUUUACUAACAAUUCUCUUACACCUCCAAAAUUAAAAUCAUGCAUUUAAUUUCAAUUACACAUUCCAGAUGAAAAUCCCAAAGCAGAUAGGUGCUGGGCUCUCUUAUGUGUUCAAACUCCUUAGAUUAAGCCACAGGUUGUCACGAGUAUAAAACUGUGUAACCCCCCCCCCCCCCCCCUCCAGAAUCUUAAUACUGAGAGUCUGACUUACUUCAUCCAUUUACUUAUUUCUACAUAGGUGAUUUUAAGUUCCCCUGUUGCUCAUUGCUGAGUUUUCGGGUCACAGGUUCAGAAUUGUGACAUCCGUCAUGUGGCGAUUCCAAACCAGGACACAAGAUGAAGUGCUCACCCACUUCUAGAUUUCACCCAAGGCACCGGGGAACUCAUGACCUUGACUCCAAUAGUCAAGUGCUGUGUGCUGUGCCCCGAGCCCAUGCCCCUCACCUGCUGGUCAUCUCUUAUGUUUCACCUUUUGCCAAUUUUCGUUGUAAACAAUUCCAGCUUACUUGCAAUGAUAGGGUAGGUGGAAUUUUCUGUCCUGAUGCAGGUGGCAGUUGGUUGUUCCUGCAUCCUUGGGAUAAGCUCAUUGACUCUCUUUCUUGCCUAUGUAGAGCAUGCAUUUCUCUUGUAUUUUUAUCUGCCUCUGUCCAUACAUUUGGAGGGACUUUGGUGACAGCCUGAUGAAGGCCAGUCUACGAAAAUAGCUCCUCUCUCUCUGGCCUGUCAAGCGUUUGGUUGAGAUCCUGUGACCAUUCCAAGUCCCAGGCCUGUCUCAGGAAUCUGCUGUGUCCUCCAUCACUGGACCAACUCAAAACUGUCCCCUGGACACAGGACUAAUGCUCAAAGGGUACAGUCAGUGUGGUGAGUGAGUUACCACAACUGAGAACAGUUAAGAUUUCCUUAGGUUGGAAGGGGAUCAGAGGCUCUGCCAGUACCUUGGCCUGUGCCAGGUAGGGUUGCUCAGUAUGGAGGGUGUCCAAGGGUGGCGUGUGUGGUGAGGGGUGCCUCUGAGUCGUCCCACCUAAACCCAGCCUUAGACUAGGGUCUGCCUUCCUGUCACUGAGGGAACGAAUACAACCUCUUUUGACAUCAGUGCCUUUCAAAGGAGACACGUGGGCUCAGGUGUGCCCUCCUACUCCCCAGCUAGGUAAAUAA
Messenger RNA from Panthera uncia (snow leopard), 6885 nucleotides. RefSeq names its product actinin alpha 1 (gene ACTN1). The record is from RefSeq and is a predicted model, not a curated record. The transcript is spliced from 22 exons. The coding region runs from base 308 to 3052 and encodes 914 amino acids. Gene Ontology annotation, biological process: muscle cell development; actin cytoskeleton organization. Gene Ontology annotation, cellular component: cell junction; cortical actin cytoskeleton; cell projection. Gene Ontology annotation, molecular function: calcium ion binding; actin filament binding. NCBI's taxonomy places the organism in Eukaryota, Metazoa, Chordata, Mammalia, Carnivora, Felidae.